GUCCUCAUUCGCCCGACGUCGUGUCUCUAUUUAAGAUUUGAAAAACGGAGAAGUUUAUCUACCAGAACAGAACAAACGGAGCAAUUUACGGAAGGGACCCUUAAAACCCAGCCAAACCACAUACAGUUCCUCCUCAGAAUUCACCUACUCCAUACGUUGAAUAAAACAAGAUGGGGGGUGGGUUUAGAGUGCUUCAUCUUGUAAGACCGUUUCUUUCAUUUCUGCCUGAAGUUCAAACUGCUGACAAGAAAGUUCCCUUCAGAGAGAAGGUCAUAUACACUGUGAUCUCUCUUUUCAUCUUCUUGGUUUGUAGCCAGCUCCCUCUGUAUGGCAUACAUUCUACUACUGGUGCAGAUCCAUUCUAUUGGAUGCGUGUUAUCCUUGCCUCAAAUCGUGGGACUGUCAUGGAACUUGGAAUCACUCCCAUUGUGACGUCUGGACUGGUGAUACAACUUCUUGCUGGUUCUAAAAUCAUUGAAGUGGACAACAAUGUCCGCGAAGAUCGUGCCCUUCUAAAUGGUGCCCAAAAAUUGUUGGGUAUCUUGAUAGCUAUUGGCGAGGCAGUUGCCUAUGUUCUCUCUGGGAUGUAUGGUAGUGUCGGCCAGCUUGGAGUAGGAAAUGCCAUUCUCAUCAUCCUUCAGCUUUGCUUUGCUGGUAUCAUCGUCAUAUGUCUGGAUGAACUUCUUCAGAAAGGAUAUGGUCUCGGUUCUGGAAUUUCCCUCUUCAUAGCAACAAAUAUCUGUGAAAACAUAAUCUGGAAGGCAUUUAGCCCCACAACAAUUAACAGUGGCAGAGGUGCUGAGUUUGAAGGAGCUGUUAUUGCAUUUGUCCAUAAUCUUUUAACUCGAGAAAACAAGAUUCGUGCUCUCCGAGAAGCCUUUUAUCGACAGAAUCUACCAAACGUGACAAAUUUGCUUGCUACAGUCUUGAUUUUUCUAAUUGUUAUCUACUUCCAAGGGUUCCGUGUGGUUUUGCCUGUGAGGUCAAAGAAUGCCCGUGGACAGCAGGGUUCAUAUCCUAUCAAGCUGUUCUACACCUCUAACAUGCCCAUCAUUCUACAUUCUGCUCUUGUUUCAAACCUUUACUUUAUCUCUCAGUUACUGUACAGAAGGUACAGUGGAAACUUUUUUGUGAAUCUCUUGGGCAAGUGGAAGGAGUCUGAAUAUUCAAAUGGUCAAACCAUUCCUGUUGGUGGCCUCGCAUAUUAUAUCACUGCACCAUCAAGCUUAGCUGAGAUGGCUGCCAAUCCUUUCCAUGCGUUGUUCUAUCUUGUGUUUAUGUUGUCAGCAUGUGCAUUGUUCUCAAAAACUUGGAUUGAAGUCUCAGGAUCAUCUGCUAGAGAUGUUGCCAAGCAGCUCAGGGAACAACAAAUGGUUAUGCCUGGCCAUCGUGAGGGAAGCUUACAGAAAGAGCUAAACCGUUACAUUCCCACAGCUGCUGCAUUCGGAGGCAUGUGCAUUGGUGCACUCACAGUAUUGGCAGAUCUUAUGGGAGCAAUUGGGUCAGGGACGGGUAUUCUUCUGGCAGUCACAAUCAUCUAUCAGUAUUUCGAGACUUUUGAGAAGGAGAAGGCCAGUGAGCUUGGCUUCUUUGGAUUGUGAGCUAAGGCUUUGACUGGGGGGAUGCUUGUGCUUCUUAGCUUUCGCAAUUUUGGGUAAGCUGAGGGAUUCAUUUCGGGCCUACUUUUGACAACAGAGUUUACAAUUUAGUUAGUUCAAUAUGUUUUGUUUACACAUUUUGUUUGAGAAAUCACAGAAAAAGGGUAUUGCCUGAAAGCAGUGCUGCUUUUGUCUAGUAUACCUCGCAAUAUAUAAGUUUGUUCUAUGGUUGGACGCACAUGCAAUGACAACACUUCUUAUAACUUGUGUAUCUUUAGUUGCUUGAGGAGAAGCCUUUAGAACUUUGCCUUGGAGUGUGUUAGGUUCAUAUGUUAAAACUAUAUCAACCAUCAGUUUGAACAGCCUGGUAUUGAUUAGUUCUGUGUUUUGUCUCAUGGCUCGAAGCAAUAGCAUUGUGAACUUAUAUA
Molecule: messenger RNA, 2026 nt
Organism: Gossypium raimondii (Peruvian cotton)
Lineage: Eukaryota; Viridiplantae; Streptophyta; Magnoliopsida; Malvales; Malvaceae
Exons: 7
Coding region: 171-1601 (476 amino acids)
Biological process (GO): SRP-dependent cotranslational protein targeting to membrane, translocation; post-translational protein targeting to membrane, translocation
Cellular component (GO): membrane; Sec61 translocon complex
Molecular function (GO): ribosome binding; transmembrane protein transporter activity; signal sequence receptor activity
Source: RefSeq, a predicted model, not a curated record